AUGUACAAUAGUUUAUGUUAUAACGGUGAUUUCCAUCAAGUUGCCGAAGAUACCCAUUGGUAUCCAUUUAUGAAAAUCGCCAUUGAAUAUCUGCGUGAACACCAUCCACCGCCGUUACAACCCAAUGAUGACGAUGGACAAAAGUUACUUGUAUUUCUACUCGCUAUAGCCUCCCAUCAAAUAGCUGAUGCUGCUUGGCAUGGAAAUUUGACAGGCUGUCCGAAUGGAUUUAUCGAUGCAACAGCUUGGGAAAGUUUUAAUGACAAUGAAGACGCGGCACAUUCAAGUGAUGAUACAGGCGGAGAUUGCGUUAUGGAUUACGAGUUACCGAUCGGUUAUAUGGCGUCCAUCGAUAACUGUUGUGUUCCUAGCAAUGAACUUGAAGAGAUCUAUGAACGAUAUGCUGUCGCCUAUAACUCAUCAAUUGAAAACAAUGUUACUACAACACUUAUUCAGACGUGUACCAGUAUUCUGCUCGUUGGGAAAUUAGCUGAUGCACUUUUUCUCGGUCUUGAAUAUCCCACAUACUCAAGCAAUAAUAGUUUUCUUCUCGAUCAACUGCAUGAAUACUACUACGGUGGUUUAUCAAACAUGGUUCGGCUGGCAGUGCAAUAUUGGGAUCAGAUUAUUGCAAUGUACGAAUAUGGGACAGAUAUUUGUACAUUGACUGGCAUUAAUCCAUACUAUCUGAAUUGUAACAUUUCUAACAAUUUCACACAUCAACAACAGCAAGAAUUGACAUCGUACGUUCAAUCAGCACCUUCAGGCUACUUACCUUUUGCAGACAAUACUUUAUCGUUAGUGCCAUCGUUUAGUCUCAUCGAAAUUCAGACUGGACUCAUUUCAAAUCAAAGCUAUGCUGCAUUUGGUCAUGCAACACUCUUUGGUGAUUUUAAUGGUGAUGGACUUACAGAUCUUGUCGUGUCAGCACCUGAUUAUUAUGUACUCGGAUGUGUGCAAGGUGGUCGAGUGUUCAUUAUCUAUGGUCAAGUGGGUUGUUCUCUCGUACCUCAGCUUAAAAUUUCAGUUAUUGAAGAGCUUGCUAAUCAAACACUUAUUUCGCCAGAAUGCGAUGGUGAUCGCUUUGGUUCAGCAUUGGCUUGUCUUGAUUGGAACAACGAUGGAUAUAACGAUCUGGUCAUUGGUAGUCCAUCACACGGACCUAACUUUCGUGGAGCAGUAUUUGUAUUUCUCGGUAGUGCACAAGGUCUUCAAUCUCUUCCAUAUAUGCGCAUUUAUGGGGUGAAUGAGCACGACAGGAUUGGAUGCAAACUCUACACGGCAGACCUUAAUAAUGAUACUCGACGUGAUUUGAUCAUUACUAGUCCAUAUGCUCAGCCGAACGGUUAUAAUCAGCCACAACAAGGAGCUGUCUGGAUCUUCCUGAACUCUGGUCAAAAUAUAUCUAACAAUGAACUCACCGUUGCCAAUGCAUCGUUCACCAUCUGGGGUGAAACAGCGAAAUCGAAAUUUGGUUACUCACUUGAAAUGAUUCCGCCGUCGUGCAUCAACAAUGUGAACUAUCCAACUCUUAUGAUCAGCGCUCCAGCCGAUCAGGGUAAACUGUUCGUAUACUCAUUUCAACCUGAACCCCAUCUCCUUCUUACUCUCAUGGGUCAAGAUGAAAAUGAUCAUUUUGGACAGAGUUUUUCGAUUUAUAAAAACACAUGUCGACUCGCUGUUGGAUCACCGACCCGUUCUAUUAAUUGGGUCGGUGGUGUUGAUGUUCUUUCACUGCCCAAUCUUUUCAAUCAACCAAACACUUCUCUUCAAAUAAGUGACAUUUCUGCGCGUCUCUCAAUUUCUGGUAAUAAGGUCUUUGGACGUCUUGGUACGACAGUCCAAUGGAAACCCAACGGUGAUCUAUGCAUAUCAGCUCCACUUGGCAAGAGAAACAUUCAACCAUUGCAGUUACAAAAGUCCGUAGGUCGUGCGUAUAUCGUAUCAGCUAAUCGAAUCUCACCACAACCCUAUCUUGUGGCGCAGGAUAUUUCAAAUUUAAGUCCGAAGGUUUACAUCGCUCAGAACCAAAUGAACCGAUUCGGUAGUGGUGCUAAUAUUCUUUCCUCAACAUCUGUCUCGUACUAUGUCAUUUCAUCGCCGUUUACGACUGUAUGCACUACUGUUCGUCUUCCGGGCAUGUUAUAUUUUCUACUAUUAUAA
Messenger RNA from Rotaria sp. Silwood1, 2163 nucleotides. Lineage: Eukaryota; Metazoa; Rotifera; Eurotatoria; Philodinida; Philodinidae. The record is from the annotation of a GenBank genome assembly.